Molecule: messenger RNA, 3252 nt
Organism: Linepithema humile (Argentine ant)
Lineage: Eukaryota; Metazoa; Arthropoda; Insecta; Hymenoptera; Formicidae
Product: diacylglycerol lipase-beta-like
Biological process (GO): diacylglycerol catabolic process; arachidonate metabolic process; neurogenesis
Cellular component (GO): plasma membrane; cytoplasm
Molecular function (GO): triacylglycerol lipase activity
Source: RefSeq, a predicted model, not a curated record
AUUUAAACUUGUUUUACAUAUUAAAUAAAUAAACUAUAUUCUUAAUAGUUAAUUGAGCAUCGCGUAGUCCCACUUCUUGGCUAGCUUUCCUUUCUAGAUUCAUCACCGGAUAUCGACAGUCGCCGCAUUUCCUAUUCUCGCGAGAGGAAUAGCCAGGCACACAGCUGCGUUUAUUCGUCGCUCCCACCAUCUCGGCUCGGCUUGACUCGGCUCGACCGGCAACUGUUUAUCCCUCUCCUUUAUCCAGGAGCAGCCUGUUCCUUCCUCUUCUCCUUUUUCGCUGCAUUUUUCCUUCUCGCGGUCAGAACGCGGCACGAUAACCUGACGAACGGAGGGAAAGUUCUCGUAGUCUCUGCAGUGGUACUGGACCGGUCGUGGCCAACCAGAUCGUAAGAUUCGGUCGCUCGCGCGGGGUGUCGCGUGUUGCAAGGUGAACGAGUUGUAGCGCGGUACAUCGUGUGCAGUCCACGAUUGUGUUGACCAGUCAUACGAUAUGGCAAAGGUUGUGAAGUGUCGAUCAGACUGAAGCCUCCUCCUCGUUGUGUUAACAUCGCGAUCGCGGUCGCUAUCGCAAUUCAUUAUCGUGAUUCACGCGAAUGUCUAAAGGCCAGCUGGUACCGGUUGCUGAGGGACGCGCUUACCGCCGACGAUAUACAUAUCGCUAUACUAGUGCGAUAAAAUACGAUUUCGAUAUUAAAACCAAAGUGUGCGAUGAACGUUUGAUCAAAUCAAAGCGAUUGCUGCAUCGCGGGGACCUGUCGUUUCGCGGUUGACAACAGCGGCGGACGAACGCAGGAGAAUCCAAGCGACAUUGACUCGCGUGAUUUCGAGAAGAUCGGUUUCCGGCGCGCGGUGCGUUUAACGGGAACCUGAGCUCAGGAAACGUACCAGUUUCAUCGCGGCUUGCAACGCGCGCAUAUCGAAGAAAGGUGCAGGCCUGGUGACAGUGAUUAGGAGAAAAUUCCGAUCAAAUUCGUUGGUUCUUCGGACAGUGAAUUCCGAAGACAGAAGUGCGGAGGAGGUGGAGUGCGUGGUGUGAAAAGUGGUGUGUCUUUGCGGCACGUCGAUUGAGGGGAGAUUUUAACGCGUGUGCAACGCGCGUUCGGAUUCGCUGAAUAUCAAUUCGUGUAAUAACCGUGAAUAAAAAAGCGUGAUGCAUCUUCAUUAGCAGCUCGACAGUGUUAACAAGUGUAGGAGAUGCCUGCGUUGAAGCUUUUCGGACGAAAAUGGUUGGCGGCAACCGACGAUCUCGUGUAUCCCGGCUUGUUCGAAUUAUUUAUACGUGUCAUAUGGUUGAUUCUUAUAGGGAUCGCCUGCGCAAGGUAUUACGAAAAUACGUGGAAUUGUCGGUUGGGAGGUGAAUUAGUGCGUGCUUAUCUUCUCGGCGAAGCGGUCAUGCUUGGUAUCGUUACGCUUUUGAUACUAAUCAUCAUUAGGCAUAGCGCGAGGGGGGCCAUCAUGGACACGCAUGCCCGACGUUACGUCGAACCGCUCUUGAUGUUCAAAAUAUUAAUGCUGCUGCCAGAGGUCGGAUGGAACAUUUUGGGCACAAUGUGGAUUUUCGGGCAGAGCGUGGAAUGUAACCACGAGCACUACUCCAUCACCGUUGUGAAAGCUUUAGUGUUCUUCGAUUGGAUCUUAAUCGGUCUCAGCAUCUUUGGCCUCGCUUUAGUGUUCGACCCGAUCGGUUCCUUAGAAAAGAAGCAUCUGGAGAAUUCCGUGGAACAUGGCAAGGUCUCGCGCAUCUGGCUGCGGAGAUUCAAGUUUCUGUGGUGGAUGCGCAAAGACGAGAGCGCGAGCGAGACUUUUCAACAUGUUGCUGGUCUUUUAACCGCAUUAUUCCGAGGUACGGACUUGGUUCCUUCGGAUGUAAUGGCAGGAUGCAUUCUACUGCGAGUCCGACAAAAACAAGAAACUCACGAAUUGCGAAGCUUGAAUCUAAUCGGGCGUUCAAAAUAUACUGCAGACGCCGAUACAAUUUUUGCCGGGACGCCUACCUGGAUGUCCUUGGAAGCUGCCCAUCAUUUUUUACGACUGUCGAUCGCUUCCUACGGCUGGCUUUUUGUAAUAUAUCAGCAUAUGUGCACUGGAUGUUUUCGUUUAAUACGCGGCAUGACGUGCUGUGCUUGUUUUCGGCGAAAACGUAACAUUAUUCUGGGCGACAAUUGUUGCCUCUGUUAUCUGUCCGGUGUUAAAUAUUUGUCGCAGCUAUCCGAGGAGGAUAUUCUGUUUGCUUCCUUCAAGAAUCACUUAUGCGAAAUACCGUUCUGCGUAAUUGCCGAUCAUAAAACUGGUAGUAUCGUCGUGGUUAUACGAGGGUCAUUAUCUUUACGGGACUUGAUCACUGACUUCGCGGCUGCAUCCGAUUUAUUCGAAUGUUCCGGCGUUCCUCCGGGCAGCACGGCACACAAAGGCAUGAUAAUAGGCGUGAAAGUAAUCUUAAAGCGAUUGGAGAAUUAUAAAGUCCUAGAAAAAGCGUUCGCUACAUAUCCUAAUUAUCAUCUAACGAUUACAGGCCAUAGUCUGGGAGCUGGUUUAGCCAUACUACUAGGAUUAUUGAUACGUCCUCGUUAUCCGAACGUGAGAGUCUACGCGUUUGCUACGCCCGCUGGACUACUCAGUAGAGAAGCUGCCAGAGUCACAGAAGAAUUCGUGCUAACCAUAGGACUUGGGGAUGAUCUUGUAAUGAGGCUCAGUGUGGAUAGUAUAGAAAAUUUAAGGACGUCGUUAUUAACAAAUCUGCAAGCCUGCCGAUUGCCUAAGUACAGAGUGAUUUUGAACGGAUUUGGAUACGCUUUGUUUGGAGUUCCUGAACGAGAUUUAACUAAAACGUGGACUAAUUAUAAUUUAGUUAACGGAAAUUCCGGUCAAUCGCCUUUGUUUACUAAGCCCAGCAACACGGACGAUAAAAAAAUAGAGCGCGAUAUAACAAAAAGAAGAUAUUCGCAAGUAAAACUGUUUAACGCUGGUCGUAUACUUCAUAUCGCAAGAUGUAAGCUUGAAAAAACAAAAGGAAAAAGCAAAAAACAACUCAUGAAAGAGAGAAAAUAUGAGAUGCGAUGGGCACAGGCAGAAGAAUUUACAAAAUUAUCAGUAAUGCCACGCAUGCUCUUAGACCAUUUGCCAGAAAAUAUGGAAAAGGCUUUAACCAGGUUGUUGGAACAACAAAAGGACAUACCUUAUUACUUCGAUCCUUAGUAUAACCCAAAGAAAUAACUUUAUAAUUUUAAUAAAAACAAGUUUCAAAACACA